AAAAAAAAAUAUUUUCGGAAGGAUAGGAAUAAUUGGGGUGGAGUCCAAUUUGGUGUGCAAGCUCCAAAUACAUUUUCAACUUUACAUUGAUCGAGUGCGAAGGCAUAAUUAACUUUCCAUAACUUCAAGAUACAAAAAUUGAAUAAAAUUGAUCUUUCAUGAUUGAUUAGAGAAACUCAGAUGGAGACUUCUGAAGAUCUGUGCAACAACUUGGGAGAUGGAGAUUCCAGAGCGAAUAAUAGUAGCUCCGGCGGCGUUCCGGCGGCUUCAACGGGGCAUGGAGCGAGCUCUUCUCUCGCGAUCGGCCGGCAGUCCCCUAAUCAGCUCGUGACCGGCGGUGGUAAAGAUGCAGAAGUAGUUAUUUGGAGGCAGUGGCGUACCAUGUUUGGCAUGAUCCUUGUUGCUACUGCUGUAUGGGUGUUGUUUGAACACUCGGGAUUGCCUUUCUUAUCAGUCUGUUCUGAUGUCUUUCUCAUCUUGAUAGUACUCCUCUUUGUCCGUGCAAACUUUGCUGCCUUCAAAAGGAAACAACUUCAAACAUUGCCAGAGUUAGUCUUGACUGAAGAAAUGGUCAACAAUGCUGCUGCCUCAUUCCGUGCUAAAAUCAACUAUAUGUUACUUAUGGCUCAUGAUAUCACUCUUGGGAAAGAUUUCAAACUCUUUUUUAAGGUGGUGAUUUUUCUCUGGUUUCUAUCUGCCAUAGGCAGUGUGGUAUCUUUCUUCACAGUCACAUAUAUAGGAACUGUCAUAUCCAUCAUCUUCCCUGCAUUGUACAACAGAUUUGAAAAUCAAAUAGAUGGACAUUUCUCUAGACAAUAUAAGGUUGUGGAUGAGAGCCUUAGCAGAUUGCCUCAGAACAUAGCCAAGGACAAAGAUCUCUAAAUUUCAUGCUCCAAAUGUAUCUCUUAGAUCCUUUCUUUGUCAUUACUGAGUGGAAAUGCACUUGCACAAUGUAUAUAACAAUUAACAAUGUAGGCACCACUGAACAUUUUUUACACCCUCAGACCCUCCGUCUCAUGAAUUAUAGUCCUCGUUUGACUUCACAGAGUUUAAGAAAAAUGUUGAAAAUUU
Molecule: messenger RNA, 1071 nt
Organism: Cuscuta campestris
Lineage: Eukaryota; Viridiplantae; Streptophyta; Magnoliopsida; Solanales; Convolvulaceae
Source: the annotation of a GenBank genome assembly